This is a messenger RNA of Aaosphaeria arxii CBS 175.79, 2100 nucleotides long. RefSeq lists its product as uncharacterized. The transcript has a single exon. The record is from RefSeq and is a predicted model, not a curated record. Gene Ontology annotation, biological process: positive regulation of transcription by RNA polymerase II. Bases 92 to 1849 code for a protein of 585 amino acids. Gene Ontology annotation, molecular function: transcription cis-regulatory region binding; zinc ion binding; DNA-binding transcription factor activity, RNA polymerase II-specific. Lineage: Eukaryota; Fungi; Ascomycota; Dothideomycetes; Pleosporales. Gene Ontology annotation, cellular component: nucleus.
CUUACUACUUCUAGUAUGCUAAAAAUGCUUGGGCGUAAGCGCAUUUGUAAUCCCCUUCCACACCUCAAACCACCCUCUAAAUCGCUAUAAUAUGAGAAGCUUCACUGGAUGCUGGACAUGUCGACUCCGGCGCAAGAAAUGUGAUGAGAGACAACCCGUUUGCGACGGAUGUUCCUCGCUCCAAAUCACUUGCCACUAUGGGUCGGAUAAACCGGAGUGGAUGGACGGCGGAGCAAGGCAAGAACAGAUGGUAGCAAGCAUCAAAAGAGAGGUCAGAGAUCAAGCAUAUCGUCGCCGCGAAGGCCGAGCCGCAAACAUCUCCAUUCAAAACGAUGGAUUCAUAAUACAACCAAGCGUGAAUCCCAACUUAGAUGCCGCCGCCGUGAGCGAGCAUUCAUCAUCAUCAUCACCCACCAACAAUGGCGAAACGGGCACUUCUUCGUCCCGUGAGACGCCUCAGAUGAUAUCGCCGGAUCGCGCAACGGACCUCACGUAUAUCAGCAGCGACAUAGGUGGGCAAUUGCCGAACAAUCAGCCCUGCAGCGUUCUCCUCUGGUUCUACAUCGAGCACUUGCUGCCCUUCUUAUUCCCCUUUUACCGACCAUGUCCGCUCCGUGGAGGCAGAUCAUGGAUUCUGGAGAUGAUGAUCAGCAGUCCUGUAGUCCGACAGGCCACGCUGUGCCAGAGUUCGUACUUCUACUCCCUUGCGAGAGAGACUUCCCAGUGUAGCGUCAUUUGGGACACCGUGCUCGAGCAGACGCGAAGUGCUUUCGACAUCCUGUCACAGGCGUUGCGAGUGAUCGACGGUGAGGACAUCAACGACCAUCUCCGCGGCGCGGUCCGCAUCAUGGCGAGCAUCAUGCAAGUGCAGCGGUUCGAGAUCACUGUCCUGAGCUUCGACAAUUGCCAGGCGCACCUCGAUGCCGCGCUGGCGCUGUUCAAACAGCUUCUUGAAAGUCCGGGGCCUAUUGUAUCUGCUCGAGUCAACUUUGAAGAUGUUAUGGAACGCCUGGGUCCUUCGUCGUGGAUGCUGCCGACUUCGUGCAUACAAGUUCCCAGCGCUGAACAGGCAGCACUACGAUUUUCCUCCGCCUUGCUGAUACUCGACGACAUCAUCGCGAGCACAGUACACCAGGAGAAACCCAGGCUAUCCGAGCACCACCGCAGUCUCCUAGAUUCCUCCUGCACUUCGGAACCCCCCAUCGACUUGGAAUCCGUCGUCGGCUGCCAAAACUGGGCGCUCCUCUCCAUCAGCGAAACCGCCUCCCUCUCGCACUGGAAGCACCAAAGCAACCGCUCUGGAACUCUCGACGUCAUCGACCUCGUCCAGCGCGCCACCACCAUCCGCGACUCCCUCGAAGCCAACCUCCGAGCACUCGAAAACGCACCGGUCCCCCCGCCAGACGCAUGCGACAACCUCUUCACCGUCUUCAUCGCCGGAGAGCCCGCGCGACCUGUCCGCCAGACGCCCCUCGUGACGCGCGUGUGGGCCCACGCCGCGCUUUUGUACCUCUCCAUCGUGGUGUCCGGGUGGCAGCCUGCGAAUGUGACAGUUCGCCAUCACGUGGGUUGUAUCAUUGACAUCCUCGCGCAUGAGCUGUCGCCGCAAGCGCUGAUAAGGACGAUGGCCUGGCCGCUGUGCGUGGCGGGAUGUCUUGCGGAGAGUGCUCAAGAGGGGAGGAUUAGAGAUCUGGUGGAUGGGCUGCGGCCGCAUAGCGUGUUUGGCUCGACGAGGAAGGCGCUGGAGGUUAUGGAGGGCGUUUGGCGGAGUAGAGGCGCCAUUGACGCCGGGAACUUUGAUUUGUCGAUGUGUUUUGGGGGUCAGGGGAAUUUGGUGUUGCUUGUAUAACGUCCAGUGCAAAGCAUGUGGGUGUAUAUCAUAGACUUGAGAAGUGAUCUGUGUUUUGGUUUUCGAUAGAAGGUGUUAAGGUAGUCUAAGUACACUUAACCCCUAUUCUGUAUGAGCAAGCCCAUCUACUUGAACGAAACAUAACCCUUAUCCUUCACAAACGUAGCCUCCCACGGCAAAUCACCCUCAUGGCUCGCCAACUGUGCAUAAAACUCCGCAUGAGCCGGCCCAUCAAUCGCAGUCCCCUUCAC